CAGAUUUCCUCACAGGGCCCUGCUAAGAUCAUGCCAAAACUAGCAGUGGAUUUCUCCCUUCUAAUCUCCCCUAAUGCCUUAUUCAAUUAUUGUCACUGCUCUCUGACCAUGCAAUGUACCUUCAGAGUCUCAUUUCCCAACUGAGUCAGUCAGAGGAGGUUGAGUGGCCAUUAGGAUGUAGUCGAAGGCCCCAAACCCCCUUGUUCUAUGUGGAAAGACAGAACGGAAAGCAAAGAGAGCUAGAGGAACCCUCCAAGUUUAGCUGGCGACAUUCUCAUCUACUGGAUUACUGGCUGGAUGCAAACAAGGAGAAGGGAUAUGAGUGGUCCAGAAGACGGCUCUAGUUAAUUGGCAAAGAGGAUCCAGUUGGGAGGGGAGAAAGCAGGAGGGGGAGAACUGGGCCAUUUCAGUGCACUGCAGGAUGGCGUCGCCUCUGUCCUGGUUGUACAUGAUUCUGUGGGUAGAAAAUGCCCUAGGAAAACUUGAAGAUGAAGGAAAUUUCUACUCAGAAAAUGUCAGUCGGAUCCUGGACAACUUGCUAGAAGGUUAUGACAAUCGGCUACGGCCAGGAUUUGGAGGUGCUGUCACUGAAGUCCAAACAGACAUCUACGUGACGAGUUUUGGGCCUGUGUCAGAUGUGGAGAUGGAGUAUACGAUGGACGUUUUCUUCCGCCAAACUUGGACUGAUGAGAGGUUGAAGUUUGGGGGGCCAGCUGAGAUUCUGAGUUUGAAUAACUUGAUGGUCAGUAAAAUCUGGACACCUGACACUUUUUUUAGGAAUGGCAAGAAAUCAAUUGCUCACAAUAUGACAACUCCUAAUAAACUCUUCAGAAUAAUGCAGAAUGGAACCAUUCUCUACACCAUGAGGCUCACUAUCAAUGCUGACUGUCCUAUGAGGCUGGUUAAUUUCCCUAUGGAUGGGCAUGCUUGUCCACUCAAGUUUGGGAGUUAUGCUUACCCCAAAAGUGAAAUCAUAUAUACAUGGAAAAAAGGACCACUUUACUCAGUGGAAGUCCCAGAAGAAUCUUCAAGCCUACUUCAGUAUGAUCUGAUUGGACAAACAGUAUCUAGUGAAACAAUCAAAUCUAACACAGGUGAAUAUGCAAUAAUGACGGUUUAUUUCCACUUGCAAAGGAAGAUGGGCUACUUCAUGAUACAGAUAUAUACUCCUUGCAUCAUGACAGUCAUUCUUUCCCAGGUGUCUUUCUGGAUUAAUAAGGAAUCUGUGCCGGCCAGAACUGUCUUUGGGAUCACCACUGUUUUAACCAUGACCACUUUAAGCAUCAGUGCCCGGCACUCCUUGCCAAAAGUGUCUUAUGCGACCGCCAUGGAUUGGUUUAUAGCUGUUUGCUUUGCUUUCGUCUUUUCUGCUCUUAUUGAGUUUGCGGCUGUCAACUACUUCACCAAUCUUCAGACUCAGAAGGCCAAAAAGAAGGCACAGAUUGCAGCCUCAUCCCCUGUGACUAUCACAAAAGCGACUGAACCCUUGGAAGCUGAGAUUGUUUUGCAUCCUGAUUCCAAGUAUCAUCUGAAGAAAAGAAUCACCUCUCUGACCUUGCCAAUUGUUCCAUCUUUUGAGGCCAGCAAAGUCCUCGCGAGAGCUCCCAUCUUACAGUCAACACCUGCUACACCCCCACCCCUCUCUCCAGUCUUUGGAGAUACCAGUAAAAUAGACCAAUAUUCUCGGAUUCUCUUCCCAGUUGCAUUUGCAGGAUUCAACCUUGUAUAUUGGAUAGUUUAUCUUUCCAAAGACACAAUGGAAGUGAGUAGCAGUGUUGACUAGCUUGCAGCCACAAUAACCUGUAUUCUAUAGGUUCUCAUUUUCUGAAUUAAAGAAACAUCAGUAAGACCUGCAGAGAUGAUUUUCUGAAUGUGAAAUCAAAAUUGAAAAUCUGUAAUCCAUGUCUUUGAAUAAGCAUGUAUGGGCAAAAAAGCAAUAAUAUUACUCCUCAAUAUUGGAAGUUGAAGGUUGUUGAAAAAUAGGAAUUAUCUGUACAUUAGAGAAACUUCUGUAAUAGGAUAAAAUGGAUACAAGAUGAACUUGCCAGUCUUUGUCCUUCAUUGUUCAAUAUUUUAAUUGUCACUGUGAAUAGCAUUUACCACAAAACAGAUGCUGAAAUGCUGACACUUCCAAAGGUUGCCUUAAAAUAUGUUUAUUUUGGCUAGUUUUCAACAGAAUAAAAUAUAAAUAGUCUAAAUAUUUAUCAGUAGGUUAAUCCCAGCAUGUUGGAGGCCUUUAUGCUAGCAAAAUGCUUUCAGUGGCAUUGUAAAGCCUGCGUUGAGCUUAGCCAUUUGUUUUUAGCCUUGCUGUGCUAUUUUACCUCAAUAAAGUAUGGUGUUUGUGUACAUAUGAAUUAUACAUAGACAUAAAUUAUGUAGGCAUUUGUACAUAGCUUUAGUUGGACUGCAGUACAGUGUUGUUUUAUCUCAUUAAGCUUUUUUAAAACAAUAUGUUCAUCAUAAUUCCAUGACGUUGACUGUGGUUAUAUGUCGUAUUCUCCACUGUACUAAGUGUUAUUGCUAAAGAAAGCAACAAUAAACAUGGUUCUCUGGA
This is a messenger RNA of Sus scrofa (pig), 2554 nucleotides long. It is a transcript of the gene GABRA6, whose product is annotated as gamma-aminobutyric acid type A receptor subunit alpha6. Gene Ontology annotation, biological process: gamma-aminobutyric acid signaling pathway; chloride transport; monoatomic ion transmembrane transport. Gene Ontology annotation, molecular function: extracellular ligand-gated monoatomic ion channel activity; GABA-A receptor activity. NCBI's taxonomy places the organism in Eukaryota, Metazoa, Chordata, Mammalia, Artiodactyla, Suidae. Gene Ontology annotation, cellular component: membrane. The record is from RefSeq and is a predicted model, not a curated record.